ACAGCAAAGCACUUACAAUCAACUCAGCUUAAGUGAUUUUCAGCUUCUGGUUGGGCUUCUGGCCACAAGAGAACAGCACCAUGACUGUGACCUUCUUCUCCCGACUAGAUCUCCAGGAGGGUCUCCAGACCCUCUCUGUUUUGCAGUGGAUCCCAAGCUACAUCAUUUUAGGGGCUAUUCCCAUUCUGCUCAUACCCUACUUUCUGGUGUUCACCAAGUUCUGGUCGGCGUCUGUGCUCGCGUUGGCCUGGCUCGUCUACGACUGGAACACCCACAGUCAAGGCGGCAGGCGUUCUGCUUGGGUACGGAACUGGACCCUCUGGAAGUAUUUCCGAAAUUACUUCCCAGUAAAGCUAGUGAAGACUCACGACCUGUCUCCCAAACACAACUACAUCAUUGCCAACCACCCGCAUGGCAUUGUCUCUUAUGGUGCCUUCAUCAACUUCGCCACUGAGGCCACUGGCUUCACUCAGAUGUUCCCAUCCAUCAGUCCCUCUCUAGCAACCUUGGAAGGAAUCUUCUGGAUCCCCAUUGUGCGUGAUUAUGUGAUGUCAAUGGGUUUGUGCCCAGUGAGUAAGUUGGCCUUGAAUUACUUGCUGACCCAAAAAGGCUCAGGUAAUGCUGUGAUUAUUGUGGUGGGUGGAGCUACAGAAGCCCUCUUGAGCAAACCAGGAACCUCCAUCAUCUUCCUCAAAGAACGGAAAGGUUUUGUGAAGUUGGCACUGAAGACAGGGGCCUAUCUUGUCCCUUCCUAUACCUUUGGGGAGAAUGAGGUCCACAAUCAGACGACCUUCCCUGAGGGCACAUGGAUAAGGAUCUUCCAGAAACACUUCCAGAACAUAGGCAAAAGAAUCCUGGGGAUUAACUUCUGUACCUUCCACGGCCGAGGCCUCACUCGUGGGUCCUGGGGCUUUCUGCCUUUCAAUCGACCUGUUACCACUGUCGUUGGGGAGCCCCUGCCAGUCCCCAGGAUUAACAGACCCAGCAAGGAGGUGGUAGACAAGUACCAUGCACUCUACAUCCGCGCCCUGCACAAGCUGUUUGACCAGCACAAAGUUGAAUAUGGCGUCCCUGAGACCCAGGAGCUGACAGUCAUUUAACAGGAGCCAAAGUCCCCAUAAGCAAACCCCAUAAACCAUGGGGGAUUUCAAGUAGAGCCACAGGGAAAGAAGAAUUUAGAGAGAGGAGAGGAGAUCAAGGAUGGGAGGGGAAGCCAGACAAGCCAGAUACUACUCAAUGAGUCAGGGUUCCAACAGUGACAUCCCCUCUCAAGUGCCCAGAGCAGGUUUGAGGGACAGAACCAAAGGGGCAGAGGAGGACUGGGGAGGACUGGUUAGCAGAGGAAGCUGCUCUAUGAUCCCUGCUUAUUUUAGGGCUACAAACCAGGUUGGGAGUCUUUUGAGUCACUCCAGCCAACUGUCAGAUCUGAGUAAUGAUAGACACUGUGCCCCUUCUCCUCUGAGCCUUAGCGGAUCCAACACUGAUGAGGUUUAGGAUUGAAAGCUUUGUUUAGAAGAAGGAUGCCUUGUUUCCUCCAAGUCCUGUUACUUAUCAUUUGGGGGCUGCUACAAGGUAAACCAGGGACCUGAACCAUGGUUUCCUGAUCCAAGCACACAGGACUCCCUCAGUUAUGACAGAGUUCUAGUCUGGCUGUUUCUUCUAUAAAAAUAAAGUUCUGGAUGCAUAAAACAAGACAUAA
This is a messenger RNA of Oryctolagus cuniculus (rabbit), 1699 nucleotides long. RefSeq names its product diacylglycerol O-acyltransferase 2 like 6 (gene DGAT2L6). Lineage: Eukaryota; Metazoa; Chordata; Mammalia; Lagomorpha; Leporidae. Gene Ontology annotation, cellular component: endoplasmic reticulum membrane. The record is from RefSeq and is a predicted model, not a curated record. Gene Ontology annotation, biological process: lipid metabolic process.